Scatophagus argus is the source of this 1702-nucleotide messenger RNA. RefSeq names its product E3 ubiquitin-protein ligase TRIM69. The record is from RefSeq and is a predicted model, not a curated record. The transcript has 10 exons. Gene Ontology annotation, molecular function: protein binding. Lineage: Eukaryota; Metazoa; Chordata; Actinopteri; Scatophagidae. Bases 159 to 1358 code for a protein of 399 amino acids.
GCCGACUCCCAGUCUGGUAUGUAAACAAGGUCAGACACUGCAGCAGUCGGAUCAAACACUUUCAGCACAGAUUGGCUGCUUAGUUUUAACGCAAGAGAAGAAUAAUUUUUUUUAAUCUAACGUCUGAGCAGAAAGGGUUCUGUUACACACCAGCCAAGAUGAUGCAGUGUUUUCACUUCAUGGUGGAGCCGGCCAAAACCUUAACGGCCAAGAUAAAGGAAACACACAAGAGAACGAAGAAGGACAAGAGGGAGCCUCUGGACGAGGAUCAGUUGUUUGUUGUGGAGCUGGCCCAAGAUCUCAGCCGAGUGUGCCAGAGGUCAGCAGUCCUGGAGCACAUCUGGAACCAGGAUGACGUUUGGCCCACUUCUCUUUGCAGGGCUUUUAUCCUGCAGUGGGCUUCCAUGUUGGAGAGCAAGAAGAGGCCCAUGCAGACAGAUGGCUGGCCCGAGAUGGAUGAGGGCAAACAGCCAAAACUGAUUAAUGAGCAAGAUCUCCAGCAGGCCAAAACUGUGGUCCUCAACUGGAUCAAGGACCUGAGAGCUCAGCCUGAGCAAAGUGUGUGGCCCGGGGAACCUGUAGCAAAGGUUCUGGAGGACCUCCAGUCCGCCUGGCGCUGGGGUCGCACAUCCAACCUGCUGACCGCUAUGGAGCUGGUUAUGUGGACUUUAAUGGUGCAGCGCCCAGAUAAGGACACCCUACCACAGCAGUGGCUCAUGUGGAAGCAGAGGACUCAGAAGAGUGGUGCCAUAUCCUACAUUCCUCAGCCAGUGUGGGAUUGGAUCUCAGAUGCUGCAGUGGAGGUGACCCUGGAUUUGGACACAGCGAACCCUGAUCUGCUCAUCUCUGCUGACGAGAAGAAGAUGCGAUGUGGCUUUGAGAGGAAGGAUGUCCCCAACUACCACCAGCGCUUCGACGGCUGGUGGUGUGCUGUGGGGAUGGAGGGCUUUAACUCCGGCCGCCGCUACUGGGAGGUGGAGGUGGGCGAGCGUGACUGGCGGCUGGGUGUGGCCAAAGAGUCAGCCUUGAGGAAGGGCUUCAAGUCCCUGAACACAGAUACGGGAUAUCUGACCCUGCGACUGGAGAGGGGCACCGAGCUGAAGGCACUGACAGUGCCCUUCACUGCCCUGUCCCCGGGCUUCAUUCCCCGCAAGGUGGGCAUCUACCUCGACUACGACUGUGGCCAGCUGUCCUUCUAUGAUGUAGACAAGCGCUGUCACAUUUACACCUACAAUGAGAGCUUCACUGAGAAGCUGUUUCCCUUGUUUGGUACGGUGGAGAUCGUCAAGGAUCUGGUGAUCAAGUCUCCAGCAGCUAAAUCCCAAUUUCUCUGCCCCACACUUUGCGUCUGGGGUUGAGUCUCCUUCUUCCACAUGCACCUUUAAAAGCCAGUAGAUAUCAUAAAAAAAUCUAACAAAUCAGGUUAUAUAAUAAUCACUGGAAGUAAUCAGAGAUCCUGAUGUAAAACACAAUCAUCGUGCUAUUGAAUAGCUCCACUGUAUGACCAAGCUCUGUGCUGCUGCUUUAACGUGAUCGUUGCAACCACUUUCUCAUUCUAGAGCUAUAGUACUACACUUUGCUCGAAUACAUGAUGUAUUUUCAUAUACUUGAAAGGAAACCUGUCAUAUUAAUGUAAGGCGUUGUACAAUGUUAACCCUGCAAUAAGAAUGCGUUUCUGUGAAUAAUAAAUAAACCAAAUCCA